Messenger RNA from Condylura cristata (star-nosed mole), 3443 nucleotides. RefSeq names its product claudin 12 (gene CLDN12). The record is from RefSeq and is a predicted model, not a curated record. The transcript is spliced from 3 exons. The coding region runs from base 208 to 942 and encodes 244 amino acids. Lineage: Eukaryota; Metazoa; Chordata; Mammalia; Eulipotyphla; Talpidae. Gene Ontology annotation, cellular component: plasma membrane.
ACGCACUUCCUGGGACGCUGAGAAGGAGACGGCCAGAGCAGCUGCUCUGUGUGAACGAGUAACAUGCCUCGGAUGUGAGGAACAGACCAAGAACAUCUCUCCUCUGUGUUCAAAUAUGCAUACAUUCUUCUGAAUUGAUAAUAGUUGUCUUAGAACUACCAAGAACCUCAAAGAUCCCACUGACGGUACUGCACCAGCCUGCCUGCCAUGGGCUGUCGGGAUGUCCAUGCAGCCACUGUCCUCUCCUUCCUGUGUGGAAUUGCCUCAGUGGCAGGCCUCUUUGCAGGAACUCUGCUUCCCAACUGGAGAAAAUUACGACUGAUCACUUUCAACAAAAAUGAGAAGAACCUGACUGUUUACACUGGCCUGUGGGUGAAGUGUGCACGAUAUGAUGGAAGCAGUGACUGCCUGAUGUACGACACUACCUGGUACUCAUCAGUUGACCAGCUAGAUCUGCGGGUCCUCCAGUUUGCACUGCCUCUCAGCAUCCUAAUUGCACUGGGUGCUUUGCUGCUCUGCCUGAUUGGAAUGUGUAACACGGCCUUCAGGUCCUCUGUACCCAACAUCAAACUGGCCAAGUGUCUGGUCAAUAGUGCAGGCUGCCACCUAGUGGCCGGGCUGCUGUUUUUCCUGGCAGGUACUGUGAGCCUCUCCCCAUGUGUUUGGGUCUUCUUUUAUAACACUCAUUUGAACAAGAAGUUUGAGCCAGUCUUUACAUUUGACUAUGCAGUGUAUGUCACUAUCGCUAGUGCUGGGGGUCUCUUUAUGACUUCCCUUUUGCUGUUUGUCUGGUAUUGUGCAUGCAAAUCUUUGCCUUCUCCUUUCUGGCAACCACUGUACUCCCAUCCUCCGAGUAUGCAUACUUAUUCACAGCCCUAUUCAGCACGCUCCCGCCUCUCUGCCAUUGAAAUUGACAUUCCAGUAGUUUCACACAACACUUAAAGGGGAUAUAGUUUAAAAAACUUCUUGUAGCCUCACAUAUCCCUUGUUUAAGGAGCUCUUUUGGCCCUCUAUACAUUUUCUUUUUGUUUCUGUCCAGUUAAUGAAGCCAAAUUUGUAUAUCCUGGUAGAAUGAAGUGCUGCUAGUUUUUAUGAGAAGUACAUUCUUUUUAAUGUGAAUCAUUCCUUUUAUCUUGCUUCUUAUACUAGAAGGAUUUUUAAUCUCCAUAUUGAUUUAUGAUAAGUUGUGUAAGUGGAAAAUUUGGUUGUCUUAUUUAGAGCAACAGGUUAUUUAGAGCAACAGGGUAAAGUCAAAAAUGAUGGCUAAGAGGUGUUGUCCACAAUCUUUCUGACUAUUUCAGAAUGUGUAUUUUACUUUAUUUCUGUAACACCUUAGGACUGGAAAAAAUGUAAUUUCAGAAAGAAGAAAUUUCUGUCUGGUAAGGGUAAAUAUGUUAACAUAGUCAGUCUGCCAGCUUAAAGCUAUAACUUCUUCGAGCUAAUUCUACUAAAUAGGAUUUGCUAUUUUGAAGAUUUUCUUCUAUGAGUUCCUUAUCUUCUACCUCAUGACAGUGUUUUAAAAAUAAAAUGCAUUUUAAAUGAUAUUAGAGAAUAAGCCUAACAUUUUAAAUAGCUACUACUAUUAACUAAUAUUUAACAUAAUUUUAAAAGUUAAUGAGUCUAUAGUCGUAUUGGAGUUAAAAUAUACCAAUAUAAAUUGGUGCUUCCUUUGAGGCCAAGUGGUACUCAUGUCCAUAUAAAAUCUCAUAGUGACUAAGAGAAAUAAAUAAGGAGGCUGAAUUUCUUUUCUUUUAGAUAGUGUUUGGGGGCAGACAUCUAUUCUUGAGUAACAACUUCAGAGGAAUACUCUGAGGCCUUCCUUUGGAGUGAUGCAUGAAAUAAGGCAAGACUUUGCCAUGACCAUAGUCACCAUUGGUUCACUUCCUGCCCCUACCACAGAUUAUUUCCCGAGCACUUAUCUUUGCCCCACACUUUAGUAGGUGCUAUAGAAGACACAUGAAAGAGUAUGGGAUCUGUUCCCAUCCAGUGAGAAAUUUUAAUCUAAUAGAGUACAUCAAACUCUUAUCUGACAGGAAACUUUCUGACUUCUUUGGCAUCUGGUCUUAAUUUCUCAAUCAUUGAUGUGGUAACAUAUUGCAAUUAUAGGGGACAUGACUUUUUGGCAACUGACUUAUUACACAAUAUAAACAUUAUGCUGUGACUUAGAAGUUCACUUCAUUGGAUCCUACUUUGAUAUUUGAUCACUUACUUUAACCUUACUCUUUUAAUAAUUGUAUGUCAAAUUCAUGAGAAUGGGCAAAAGUGAUAGGAAAAUUAAAUUGUUCCUUUUUGAUCUGUGGAAAUGAUGUAUUGAAGAGGGAAACGUAUUUAAAAUCUCUUAUAAUGGGGUAACAUUUAGUGGAAAUCAUGUUAACACAGAGAUGAAGCUUAGAAAUUCAGGGAUAUUGAAUCUUUACUUUAAUUUGAGCUGCUUAUUUAAUUGAUGUAAUUUGUUCCAUGUAUUCAUAAGGAUUUUGUUCUGUUAACAAUUACAGGUUUCACAAAUAGUUGCAUGGUAAACCAAUUAUUAUGCUUCUUUUGCAGAUCUGAAUAUGAUUCUGAUACUUUUGUAGAUGUGAUACUUCCCCCCACCACCACCACCAAAUCUAACACUUGUUUGUGUAUGUAACAUCUCCAGCUGUAUAACUUUGAAAUGCCAUCAGUAGAAAGCAUGCAAGGCUAUGGUGAUUUCUUAGUUAUAGCUUCUGAUUUAGUUCUGUCCUUUUAACUCUUAGGUAACACUAAGUUUUGAUCAUCCCAAGGUGAUGGCAUGUAGAAAUUUGAAAUUAUUAUUAAUUUUCCCUCUUCACAAAUUUUAGUUCCCUCUCUCAUUAGAUUUAUCCAUAAGUAUCAAGAAUUCCACCUUUCUCCUGUUCCUUAUAUAAUCAAUAUAUAUAUAUAUAUAUAUAUAUUUUUUUUUUUUAAUGGAUUCAGCCACUAAUAUACUAGAGAGUGUUUACUCCAUGGGAUCAUAAAUAUAAAUGUUUUAAGUUCUCCCUGUGGGAAUCUUUUGGUUCCUAAUCCAUAGCCUCAAAUUAAUAUUUAUUAGGGAUUUGCCUGGCAAAAGAAAGAGCUGUUUCCCUUAUUGUCUUUAAUAUUUCAGAUUUGCUAUCAGCAGCUUUCUUCAAAGCCAGCAAAGAAAAGCAAGUAUUAUAAUUCUUUUCAAUAACUCAUCAAUAACUCAUCAGGCUAUUCUUGUGAUGGGAGAAUAAUCUUUUUGUUGUCAUUACAGCCUUUUAAUAUUAAGGGCCUUUUACAAAAGCCAGCUUGGAAAACAUCCCUAAAUGUAGUGUGAUGUACCAGAUUUGGUUUACCCAGCCUUGAGAGGAAAAAAAAUCCUAAGUUUACUUUACUUGUAAAUAUACACUAUAACAGAUUAUAUGUUUGGCUGUAAACCACAAUGUAAAACCUCAAUAAAACUGCACUGUACUUCUUGAUGUUUA